AUGCUCCUGGCGAUGCGCAAGCCGAUAUCGAUGAUUUCGGCGAGGGUGGAGAGUGGCGGGACGAUGUUGAAACCAACUUGUGCGCCGAGGAAGGUGGCCGCCUCGCCCUCGGCAAGCGGGCUAAGUGGUAGGCCGCGCAACGAAAAUCGGGUGUCCCGGACACCCACCGGCCGCCGGCCCGACAGGUGCAGCGACGAACAUUUGGCCGCAUUCAGUCGGAGCCCCAGCAUCUCCAGGCUCCUGUGUGUCAAGUCGAUGGACACCUGGAGCUCCUCGAGGCUGUCCGCAAUGAGGCAGAGGUCAUCAGCGAACGCCAACACCCGAUGA
Macrosiphum euphorbiae (potato aphid) is the source of this 327-nucleotide messenger RNA. The record is from the annotation of a GenBank genome assembly. NCBI's taxonomy places the organism in Eukaryota, Metazoa, Arthropoda, Insecta, Hemiptera, Aphididae.